UUUUUUUCAGUCACAGGAUCAUUUUACUGAUCGCUCUUUCGUUCAGGGACAUUGCAGGGGUGUUCAGCAUUGAAAACAUCCAGAUUUGCCGCUUUCUCUUAAUUGUCCAGCAGGUUGACCUCUCUUUGAGCAUUGCAGAGCAUACUAAUCCUAAUACGAGGACUUUUGGUCUACACUUUGCACCCUAUUGGAACAUCUUACUUGCUUCCAGACGAGCCUCACAACAUGGCACCUCACGCCGAGGUCACCGCCGCCACGGACACCUCAUCCUUUGUGAUAAACGACUCAAAAUCCAAAACAGCAGCUCAUCCCAUAUUCACCAUCGACCAUGUGCUGCCACAUCGACAGGCAUCAAAGCCGCCACCAGCAACAGUGGCUGCAUUCUCAAGUGCAGACAUGUUCAAAAGCAAAGGAUGCUUCAGCAAACCCACCGCCAAGAGUUUCACCCAUCGACUGACCGAGGAGAGUAAAUCGAGGAAGCCUUCGAGUCUGAAGGGUGCGAUGAAAUACUACAAGCCCGGCACCAUCAGUCUUUGCGGUGGACUUCCGUCGAGCGACUACUUUCCAUUCGAAGAGCUCUCCGCCAAGGUUCCUAUUCCCACCGAGUUCACAGAGGCCGAGACAGCAGUGUCGGGCAAGACUUAUUCUUCUGGCAAGUAUGACGCCACGCGAGACGGAAAGUCUUCGUUAGACCUGUCCAUCGCCCUCAACUACGGCCAAUCUAUGGGGCCGGGAGCACUCAUGCGAUACCUCACCGAACACACCGAGAUCGUACACAACCCACCGUACUCAGAUUGGGACAUUUGCAUGACUUCUGGGAGCACUUCAGCCCUGGACAUUGCGUUGCGCAUGUUUACUGAGCGAGGACACUACGUCAUCACCGAGGAAUACACCUUCAGCAGUGCCAUCGAGACUGUUGCACCACUGGGCGCGAAGAUGUUGGGCAUCAAGAUGGACGCGGAUGGAAUGUUGCCUGAUGAACUUGACAAUGCCCUGUCGAAUUGGGACGAGAAGGCCCGGCGAGCACCAAAGCCCUUCCUCGUGUAUACCGUGCCGACGGGCCAAAAUCCGACGGCCAGCACACAAUCUCUACAGCGGAGGAGGGACAUCUACAGAGUCGCCGAGAAACACGAUCUGUUCAUCCUCGAAGACGAGCCAUACUAUUUCCUGCAGAUGGAACCGUUCGUGUCGGGACAAACACACACCGUCUCAUCGCCUUUCAAGCCAGCUCCCAUCAAAGAGUUUCUGAGCCAUCUUGUUCCGUCGUACUUGUCGAUCGACACGUCAGGACGUGUGCUGAGAAUGGACUCGUUCUCCAAAAUCAUUGCGCCAGGCAGUCGAGCAGGAUGGGUGACUGGUGCGCCUCAGGUGAUUGAGCGGUUCAUGCGACACAACGAGGUCAGUGCCCAGACCCCGUCCGGGUUCACGUUGAUCGCGCUGUACAACUUGCUCGAGGAGAACUGGGGACACAAGGGAUUUCUAGACUGGUUGAUGUUCAUUCGCGCCGAGUACACGAGGAGAAGGGACAUCAUUGUCAAUGCGUGCGAGGAGCAUUUGCCCACAGAGGUGUGUUCCUGGGUCGCACCCAAGGCAGGCAUGUUUCACUGGAUCGGCGUGGACCUGACUCGUCAUCCGCUGUACAAGGCAAAGGGCGGAAAGAUUGAUUAUGCCACGCUCUUGGAGAUCGAGGACAGCGUAUUUACGACUUGUGCCGACCAGGGAGUGCUGAUUGCCAAGGGAAGUUGGUUCAGGGCGCAACGGGGUACCGAUCAUGAGUUGUUCUUCCGUAUGACGUUCGCGGCGGCUCCGGCAGAAAAGAUGCGAGAAGCGGUCGAGAAGGUUGGCGUCGCCAUCAGGAAAGAAUUCGAAAUGGACGGCGAGACGAAUGGACAUGCGAGAUGAGGCAAUACGUGAUGAAAUGAGCGGGUGGCAUACUGUACGGAGUAUUGUUCAGGGUACAUAAUAAGGAAGGCACUGUCGUGCAGUACAUACAGUAAAAGGGAAAUUUGGCCAAGUACUGUACAUCAAUAAGUGUUCAGGGCUCUAACAAAGCAAACAAAUUCAUUGAUAGACUCACGGGGACGGUCUCACU
Messenger RNA from Exophiala oligosperma, 2092 nucleotides. RefSeq lists its product as uncharacterized. NCBI's taxonomy places the organism in Eukaryota, Fungi, Ascomycota, Eurotiomycetes, Chaetothyriales, Herpotrichiellaceae. The transcript has a single exon. Bases 226 to 1902 code for a protein of 558 amino acids. Gene Ontology annotation, molecular function: L-2-aminoadipate:2-oxoglutarate transaminase activity; aromatic-amino-acid:2-oxoglutarate transaminase activity; pyridoxal phosphate binding. The record is from RefSeq and is a predicted model, not a curated record. Gene Ontology annotation, biological process: L-tyrosine biosynthetic process; aromatic amino acid catabolic process.